Molecule: messenger RNA, 981 nt
Organism: Chaetomium fimeti
Lineage: Eukaryota; Fungi; Ascomycota; Sordariomycetes; Sordariales; Chaetomiaceae
Exons: 4
Coding region: 1-981 (326 amino acids)
Biological process (GO): protein folding in endoplasmic reticulum
Cellular component (GO): EMC complex
Molecular function (GO): protein binding
Source: RefSeq, a predicted model, not a curated record
AUGGCUCCCCCGAUUCUCCAUUCGCCGGUUCAGCUGUCCCCAGCGGCGGCGCUGGCCUUAUCUCAGCAAGCUCCUGCAUUCCUGCGAAGCUCGUCCUCGACCGUGUCAUCAUCGCCUCUCAGCACCUUGCUCUCAGGCCCCGAGAAGUCAGAACAAUGGCUACAAUACGAGAAUCUGAUCGUGUCGUGUCUGCGAACGGGAGAUGACCAGGCCGCACACCAAUGCCUCCGGCGCCUCGUCGCCCGUUUCGGAGACGACAACGAGCGGGUGCAGGCGCUCAGGGGCCUGGUGAAGGAAGCCGAGGCCCAGGGCAACGGCGCGUUGGAGGAAGUCCUGAAGGAGUACAACCAAAUACUGGAUGAGAAUGAUACCAAUAUUCCUAUUGCAAAGAGGCGGAUCGCGCUAUUGCGGUCCAUGGGGCGUCUGUCCGACGCAGCGUCAGCUCUCGUGCAGCUUCUCGACUUCUCCCCCACCGAUGCCGAAGCGUGGUCUGAGCUCUCGGAUAUCUAUCUCUCGCAGGGCCUGUACCCACAAGCCAUUUACGCCAUCGAGGAGGUCCUGGUAUUGGCGCCAAAUGCAUGGAAUAUCCAUGCACGACUGGGAGAGUUACAAUACAUGGCCGCGACUGCCCCGGGCGUGGCCAAUGGGUUGUACCAAAAGUACAUGGCUGAGGCGGUCAAGCGUUUCGCGCGGAGUGUCGAGCUGUGCGACGAUUAUCUCCGGGGAUACUACGGCUUGAAGCUGGUCUCAAAAAGGUUGCUCAACGAUGGUGCCAAGGCAACAAGGCAGACAGAUGACAGCGAGUUCGCGCUGCCAGGCACCAGCACCCUUGAACGGCUUAAUGAGCUGGCCACAGCAAGGCUGUCCGAGAUUGUCCGACACAGCGCCGCGAGUGACCGGGGCUGGCGUGGUUACAGCGAAGCUGAGGUUGCUGCAGCUCGGGCGUUGCUUGCUGACGAUGCAUCUGCAAUCGAGAGGUGA